Molecule: messenger RNA, 1875 nt
Organism: Metarhizium acridum CQMa 102
Lineage: Eukaryota; Fungi; Ascomycota; Sordariomycetes; Hypocreales; Clavicipitaceae
Source: RefSeq, a predicted model, not a curated record
AUGAGGCACCACGCAUCAUCGCGCUAUCUUGCGCUUUUGGGGGUGGUUGUUCGUUUUGUAGCCGCAGCUACUACCGUCACCUCCACGGCCCUGAUUAUCGCAGCCAACGACAAUGAUGUUGCAAAAGCAAGCCUUGGCCUAGACGCGUAUGGGAUCCCUUGGGCCAAGGCACUUAUUCCUCAGAGCGGCGGAUCGCUGCCCGCCUUGAACUCGACUGUUACCGAUGGCAACUAUGGCAGCAUCGUCGUUUUGGACAGUGUUGCCUACGACUAUAAUGGAACGUACCGCAGCGCCCUGACGACUGAUCAAUGGAACCAACUCUACGCUUAUCAGUCGGCCUUUCAAGUGCGCAUGGUUCGACUUGAGGAGUUUCCUGGCCCGGAUUUCGAAUCUGUUGCGGCCGUCAUCAACAAGAUCGGCGGCCGCGAACAGAUGGCAUGGUUCCUUGACUUUGCCCCCGACUGGUCUGCAACGUCCAGCUACCUACAGCACACUUAUAUCCACUGGAUGACUCGCAGUCUGUUUGUUGGCAAACGCAAGGUCUAUCUAAACACCCAAGUCGACGACAUCCACCUCGAGACAGAUAUGUAUCUGCCCGUCAACACCACGUUUAAGCUUCGACCGGAAGACCUCGACGCCCAUGUCACUUGGCAGAAGAGCUUAAACAGCCGCCUACCUGCUGGCUCCGAUUACCGGAUGGAGCUCGGUCACAACGGCAAUGGUGAUAUCGACUCGGCCGUUGGCGAGGAUGCCUCAACUCCGAGAAAGUGCAACCCCAAUAGAGCCGUUGAUUAUGUCCAACCACCCGACCCCCCUCUCGAGUUUGUCAAGCCUCCUGGAACGGGAGUCGAUCUGUGGCCCUCGAGCUUUGUAACAUAUAAUUGGUCCAAGGACUGCGCUAGCCUGGAUCCCUUGGCUGCGUGGUUCCUCACCCCGACGAAUCUUGAUUCGUUUGCCCAUGUUUCUCAUACCUUCUCCCACGAGGAACUCGACAACUCCACCUAUCACGACGCCACUCGCGAGAUCUCAUUCAACCAAGCUUGGCUGGCUCAGAUGGGCAUCUCACAGGCAGAGAGAUUCUCGCCCCAGGGCCUGAUCCCCCCGGCUAUUACUGGCCUACACAACGCGGACGCCAUUCAGGCAUGGGUGGCCAACGGGAUCAAGUACGCCGUGGGCGAUAAUACCCGGCCCAUCUUGGUCAAUCAGCAGAACCAGUACUGGCCCCUUGCCUCCACCGUGGCCGUCAAUGGCGCCACGGGCAUCUGGAUCAUUCCCCGUUGGGCCACCACCAUCUACUACAACUGCUAUUCGUCUGACUGCACUCUGCAGGAGUGGAAAGACACCUCGGCGGGCUCUGGAACCUUUGAGAGUUUGCUAGACAACGCCCGCACGACGAAUAGCCGCUAUCUCCUGCGUCUCCAGGCCGACCCUUAUAUGUUUCACCAAGCCAAUUUACGUCAGACCGACAUGCCGUCCAUCACUGUCGGGUCCCAGACUGGCAAAAUGUCCUUGAUCAUGUCUUGGGUCGAAACAGUUGCUCAAGAGAUGGUCCGUCUGACCAACUGGCCUAUUACCUCCCUGAGGCACGACGACAUUGCGACGUACUUUAUCAAUCGUAUGACCCUGGAUGCAUGCCAGCCGCAUGCAAGCUACACUUAUUCCGCAGACGGCACUUCUAUCACGGCCAUGACUGUCUCCGCCAAUAAUACGGCUUGCAGCGUUCCCGUUCCCGUAACGAUCCCAAGUGGUACCGUCUCCGCCAGCGGCGGCUCUCCAACGAGCGACAAUCUGGGAAAUGAGCCUCCGAUCGUUUGGGUUACAUUGUCUGGAUCGCCCGUGACGCUGACCUUGAGCACGCCAGUCAAGCUGGGUUGA